Messenger RNA from Zeugodacus cucurbitae (melon fly), 1193 nucleotides. Its product is annotated as circadian clock-controlled protein daywake-like. Lineage: Eukaryota; Metazoa; Arthropoda; Insecta; Diptera; Tephritidae. The transcript is spliced from 3 exons. The record is from RefSeq and is a predicted model, not a curated record. The coding region runs from base 748 to 1170 and encodes 140 amino acids.
GUUCAGACAAUAUUGGUUUUAGAAAAAAGGGGAAAUGACUUCGUCGGAAGUAGUCUUCGUGAUGCCGAAGAGGAAAAUGGGUUGAGAAAAGAAGACAGUUUUUAAAAAUAUGUACAUUGAGCUACUAUUCAUUUUAAGAGAAGACCAAAGAAAUACGAAUAUCACUUAAGCUCGAACUUCAGAUCACGUGUAAUUUGAGGUACGGAACCCUAAGACCGCAGAAAAUCGAAGCAGGUUUCGCGACAGAUGAUCAGGUGUUCUUCGUGGUACACUCUAUAAAAGAAGACUGCAGCAAAAAUAUAUAUUUAUGUGGUGUCUCAUUUCUUCAUAUUGCUAAUUAAACAGGCAUUAUAUAGACUAUAUAUCAUAUCUACUAUAUAUACGUAUAUAUGUACGUAUUUUUAAAAAUUCUGAAAUAUUUGCUUCAAAAGUGAUCUUCUUUAUUUCAUUAAAAGUCAUCUUACAUCGAUAUAGACCUUUGAUAUUUAAAUAACCACACUAGUAUUCGCAUCAUUUUUCCAGCUGAACCCAUUACGAAAUGCCACUUUGCCGAUGAAAAAUGCAUGAUCGAGCAGGCGCACAAGUUGUUCAAAAAAGCUGCCACAGGUGUGCCUGAAAGGGAUAUACCAGCUUUGGAACCGUUGAAGUUGGAUAAAAUCGAAAUGUUGGGUGAUAAAAAUAGUGCAUUAAAAAUUGAAGGCGCGUAUCAUAUCUAUUAAAGGCUUCAGCAAGGAUCUCAGCAAACCAAUGAAACUUGUCUCGCAAAAUAUCAAUCCACGCAUCACCAUCAAGUCGAAAUAUAAAAUUAAUGGCAAUAUACUUGUCUUGCCUAUUACAGGUGAAGGUGAACUCACGAUGGUGUUGGACAAUGUAAAAACCCGCUUUUCGACCACACUCAAAGUGGAGAAGCGUGAUAGCAAACAUUUUUUGUCUGGCGAUACUAUUAAACUUGAAACCCAAAUGGAUAACGUUCACAUCGAUAUGACAAAUCUCUUCAAUGGCGAUAAAACGCUCUCUGAGAGCAUGCUCCAGGUAAUGAACGACAACUGGCGCUUACUCAGUGAUGAUCUAACUCCAAUUAUCAACGAGGCAUUAGGAAAUAAAGUAAAGGAAUUGCUGCAGAAAUUCUUCAAAGAUAUACCCUAUGAAGAUUAUUUUUUAACAGAUUAAAUUAAAGAGUUUGAAUAAAAAAA